Lachancea nothofagi CBS 11611 is the source of this 909-nucleotide messenger RNA. The record is from the annotation of a GenBank genome assembly. Lineage: Eukaryota; Fungi; Ascomycota; Saccharomycetes; Saccharomycetales; Saccharomycetaceae.
AUGAGCAAGAAAGGUAGUGUCAAAAAAAGUAUUAAGCAAGUGGACGCAUCCCUCCACGAACCCAUCAACAGAGAUGUGCCACCAACUAUAUACGGCACGAAUCUGAAGCCCGAGCUAGCAAGCGCUGCUUUGAACUUAUCCGUGGACUUCCUCAAACAGCAACAAGCGCUUGCUAACCACUUCCUAGUAUGUCAUCCUAAGACGAUCGCGUUUGUUCUGUUGGGAUCUUUCAUCUACCUGGUACCUAAUGUGAAUUUGCCCAGAAACACGAGGUCGGUGAUUAGUUUUGCCAUUCAAUUUGUACUAAUGAACCGAGUACAACUCCUGACAUGUGGCGUGGUUGUUGCGAUCGUGGCAUCGGUUCUGUUCACGCUGUUAUCGAAAUUUACGGAUAGUUUCUUCAAAGAGAAGAUAAAUCAAGUGAUCGACUCUGACGGCAGUGUUCUAUUUGACUGCAAGUUGACCGAACUAGCAGGGGGCAUUGUAAAAGACAAGAAGAAGUUGCAAAACACGCAAAUUAUUCUCUACCGCGAGACUCCAAUCGCAUUAGUUAGCGUUUUGGCCAACAGUGGCGUUUCGGACAACGAUUCUUUAGUCAUGGGUGUCUCUACAAUCGGCUGUCGCCGAGUUUAUGCAAAGAGUGGUAUUGUCGAAGACUUACUCGACUGGGCCGUAAUUCGCACGAAAAAUAUUCAAAGCGAAGGCUCCAAUGACACCAGCAAUUCUAUGAAACUGUUAGUGGAGGUUUAUUCUUUCGACAACAACGUGAAAGAUGUGUUAAAGAAAAAGGGUUAUUCUCUUGUCAAAAGCUGCAAUCUUUCCGAAUCAAAACUUUUGGGUGGGCUGUUUGGGGUUCAAAAAGAAUUGUGGGGCGUCCAGUUCCAUUAUGAUGCCAAAAAACAAAAAUAA